Lathyrus oleraceus (garden pea) is the source of this 703-nucleotide messenger RNA. Its product is annotated as calcium-binding protein PBP1. The record is from RefSeq and is a predicted model, not a curated record. Gene Ontology annotation, molecular function: calcium ion binding. NCBI's taxonomy places the organism in Eukaryota, Viridiplantae, Streptophyta, Magnoliopsida, Fabales, Fabaceae. Bases 179 to 526 code for a protein of 115 amino acids. The transcript has a single exon.
CUGUCAUCUAACAAAGGUUCAUCAAAUUUCUUUUCCUCUUUCCUUGAAACCCCUUCAUCUUAUCUUAUGUAUCUAUAUAAACAGUUCAAUACUCAUUCAUCAAUCUCAUCAAACAAAUAUCUCAUAUUCUACAUUAUCCAAAUUAUUUUUCUUUUCUCUUUUUGAUAUUAUUAAGGUUAUGGCUGGGAUUGAUUUUGAGGAUUUGUUACCGGUAAUCGCGAACAAGCUAGGUGGUGAAGGUUUAAUGAAGGAACUAAGUAAUGGGUUUGAGUUACUUAUGGACAAAGACAAAGGUGUGAUAACUUUGGAGAGUUUAAGGAAAAACAGUGCAUUGAUGGGUUUGGAGGAUUUGAAGGAAGAUGAAGUAGUGAGCAUGAUGAGAGAAGGUGAUGUUGAUGGUGAUGGUGAACUCAGUGAGAUGGAGUUUUGUGUUUUGAUGUUUAGAUUGAGUCCUCAGUUAAUGGAGGAAUCAUGGUCUUUGCUUCAACAAGCUUUGCAAAAUGAAUUCAACGAUCAUGAUUCAUAACCAUUUUUCUUAAAUAUUAUGUGUCUUUCUUAAACCAUUGUUAAUUUUUUAUGAUGUUAUUGACUAUUGACUAUUUUUAUUUUUUACAAUUGAAAUUGGUUAGAAGAGAAAUAUAUACGUGUACUACAAGUUACAAUCAUUCAUCCUAAUGAACAGAGAUUGAAUAUGUUUUGACUA